Molecule: messenger RNA, 1835 nt
Organism: Medicago truncatula (barrel medic)
Lineage: Eukaryota; Viridiplantae; Streptophyta; Magnoliopsida; Fabales; Fabaceae
Product: zinc finger protein WIP3
Exons: 2
Coding region: 102-1031 (309 amino acids)
Biological process (GO): anatomical structure development; regulation of gene expression
Cellular component (GO): nucleus
Molecular function (GO): DNA-binding transcription factor activity
Source: RefSeq, a predicted model, not a curated record
AGGCUUUCAUACAUAAAGUCGUGGAUACAAACCUUUCUAGGGAGAGAAUAAUUGAAUAUAUUUCACAAAUCUAGGGGACUCUAUCUCUCUCUAGAAUUAAGAUGGGUUUGAGGGAUCAGUGCAAUGUAGAAGACAAGAAUCUAUACCUUCAAACCCCAACUUUCAUUGAAUGGCUCAAACCAUCUAAUUCCUCACUCUCAUCAUCUCCUUCAUCAACUCAUCAACACAAACUAUCCCAAGAAACUUUCCAGUUUUUACCAAUCUCUAGUGGAAUUAAGCCCUAUGAGGACGAUCAUGGGAUGCAAAAGGAAGAUUUUGAAGUAAAAGAAGAGAAGGUUGAACAUGUGACUGUGGCUUUGCACAUUGGAUUGCCUAACAUAGGGGGUCAUGAAUCUGAUGAACAUGAUGAGAAGAAUAAGGUUUUUGAUUGUGUUAAGGAAGAAGAAUUGAAGAAAAACGUGCAUGGUUUUUGUUUUAAGGAAGAGAGAAGGUUUUGGAUACCAACUCCUGCUCAGAUUCUUGUUGGACCUAUGCAGUUUGCUUGCUCCAUAUGCAGUAAGACCUUCAAUAGAUACAACAAUAUGCAGAUGCAUAUGUGGGGGCAUGGAUCAGAAUUUAGGAAAGGACCAGACUCACUUAAAGGAACACAACCAGCAGCAAUGCUAAGACUACCAUGUUAUUGUUGUGCUCACGGUUGCAAGAACAACAUCAAUCAUCCAAGAGCAAAACCAUUGAAGGAUUUCAGAACUCUCCAAACUCAUUACAAAAGAAAGCAUGGAACAAAGCCAUUUAUCUGCAGAAAAUGUUCUAAAGCAUUUGCUGUUAAAGGUGAUUGGAGAACUCAUGAAAAAAACUGUGGAAAGUUUUGGUAUUGCACUUGUGGUUCGGAUUUUAAACACAAAAGAUCUCUUAAAGAUCAUGUUAGAUCCUUCGGAAAAGGUCAUUCCCCACUUCCUUCUCUUGAAGGCUUUGAAGAUGAGAAAGAAUGCAGCAAUACCGGAUCUGAUGAUGAUGAAGUUGCUCAUGCAUGAUAAUGAUAUGGUUUUAAAUUGUGGUUGCGGUCACAGUUACAAACUUGUAUAUUGUGAUAAAAUGCAACUGAUUUAUGCGGUCGAAAUUGUGGUUGUGAUGUCAUAAAGACAUCAAAACUGCACUCGUAAGUAUUAGAUGUAAAAGUUAAUUACACUAGUUAUUAAUUACACUAAUUAGUUAGUUACACUACUUAGAUAUAAUUAAGUAGUGUAACUAAUUGAUGUAACUAACUUUUACAUCUAAUAGUAAUUACGAUUGCAGACCGCAAUUUAAAACCAUUAAUAUCAUGAUCUAACAUGUUAUAUAUUUAAUACAUCUAUCAUAUCAUCAUAUACUAUAUAAAGAGAAGUAGUUUAUUUAGUAAUAACUAGAAAUUGUAGCAAAGCUUGAUCAUUGUGUGCUUGUGCUCACUAACAAAAAAUUCUCAACAAUUGCUAAGCCAUGAAAUUAAUGGAGAAUUGUUUGCUACUGAGCAUUUGCUGAUCAGUGAUGAUAAGCUAGCAGGGAAUUAUUUAAGAGGUAUGGAUUAUGGAAGAGUUUAAUUUGUUUUGUGGUUAGUUAGUUGAAUAAGAUGGAAUUACCUCAAGUGAUGAAGCAUAUGAAUUUUUUUUUGAAAAAGAGUUAUAUCAUGUUUAAGUUUUUUUAACCUUUUCAAAUGGAGAAAAUUUAUCAGCUUCAUCACUAAACGGUAAUCCUCAUUGUAAGGACCUGAGUACUACCUAUACUAUUGUUUUAAGAUCUGUUAAGUGUUAACACUUUGAUAGUAGUAAUUAUUUUAAUAUAUGGCUUGUCAUUGAUGGCUA